Polyodon spathula (Mississippi paddlefish) is the source of this 6175-nucleotide messenger RNA. RefSeq names its product transcription activation suppressor b (gene tasorb). The coding region runs from base 252 to 5642 and encodes 1796 amino acids. Gene Ontology annotation, cellular component: heterochromatin; nucleoplasm. Gene Ontology annotation, biological process: negative regulation of gene expression, epigenetic; protein localization to heterochromatin. The record is from RefSeq and is a predicted model, not a curated record. Gene Ontology annotation, molecular function: chromatin binding. The transcript is spliced from 23 exons. Lineage: Eukaryota; Metazoa; Chordata; Actinopteri; Acipenseriformes; Polyodontidae.
GCGUGGUGAGAUAGAUGGUGUGGGAUACAGCAGCUGGUUAAAGCAAGCAGAGGACUGUAACACAUACUGUACAGAAACGUGCGCUGCCGACCUGCAGGUGGCGCGCGCAGAGUGCUCAUAACAGUAGAGCCGAGGCGCCACAGAGUUCAGUAGAACUGCGUCAGAGAAGAGGUAUGGCGGCGGCUAGCUGAGGCUGACGAACACUGACCCUGAAGCACAGAGCGAUUAAAGACUGUUCUUCUCCAGUGAAAAUGGCUAGCAGCAACCAGAAUGUAGGACAGGAGGCUAAAGGAGACGGGGGGAGCCGCGGAGGCAGCGUAUCUAUUGAGAAUAGUGAUGUUCCGAGGCAUUUAAUGGCAGGCUCGGCUCUCGCAUCCAAACAAGAUGGCGAACAGGCUGUAUGUGAAGGAGGACCCGUGCUGCUAGCAGGGCAAGAAGAUGCAGAGCGGCGCAGAAGCAGCAUGUCGGACCUGAAGACGAGUGAUAAUGGCUCCGCGGCGUUUGAAAAGGCAGCGCUAGAACAGCCAAGGAGAAGUUUUCACAUUCCCCGGAAGAACAAGGAAAAGAAAGCGCUGUUUCAGUUCAUGUCUCUGGACUCUCGGGAGUUUAAAGAGAUUCUGAAGAUUAUGAGCUCCUCCUACCUCGACUCGUCUUCAGGAAGCACCUUUUCUUAUAAGAAGGCCAGUCUGAUCCACAGCGAGCUAUUGGAGAAAGAGUUUAUUGAAAAGAGACGAGAGUUGAAACAGGAUGGGAGGACAGAGAAGGAGCUUGUGGAGUCCUAUGCUUUUUUGCUGGCUGAUCCUACAAAGCUCAAUGGGAUUUGUGAAAAAGGAUUAGACAUUGGACAUUCCAGAGUCACAACACUUGGCAAGCCUUCAUUGGGUGUGUACCUGUCCAAGCAUGCUGAUCUGCUACAGAUUAAUCCCUUUGCUGUCGGAGCAACUGGAGAAAUAAUUAUAUUUAAAGUUAUGAAGGGAAGAAUUAAGAGCAUAUAUGAAAACAUGUCGAAAAAUAUCCUGGAUCCAACCCCAAAGUUUGAUAGUCAUGUUUCCAAAAACUCUUCACGGGUCACCACGUUGCUGUCCUACAGAGCGUUUGAGCUCACACAGCACUACUUCUAUGAGUAUUCCUUUGAUGAAAUUAAGAAGCGCCCCAGGCAUGUGUGUCCCUAUGCUGUGGUGUCAUUCAUGUACAAAGACAAGGGCAGUGCACCAGUGCCAAAGCCAUUGCCUCUGCCAAUGUCAGUCAGCAGCAGCAGCUCAGAUGGGGGUGGAGGUAAAGGCCACUUCACAGUUUGGACCGGUCAGUUUCUAAACAAGGGGAACCUGAUCUGCCAUGCCGACCUGAAAUCUACCAAGUGGCUAUUUCCCCCCUUUAAACUGCCUGAGAAGCUUGACGUGGGAAGUGUGAUGGUCCUGGAUCAAGUAAAACAGAAGAUCCCGGCUGCUGUGUUUUACAGGGACACUUACAAUAGACAGAGGGAAGUGUUGAAAGGUGGGAUGUAUUGCAGCCUUUUUGAGCUAGUGGAAAAAUCUAAAUCUGGAAGCAGCUUGCCAAGUGUGCUUCAGAAGCUGGAAAAGGAGAAACUGGUGCUUGUCAAACCGCUGGAGGACAAAGGAUUUCUUUUUCUGCUUUCAUCCUCCCAAAUGGUUUAUAACGAGUUGAAAGGCGAGCAUUUGAGGUGUCUCCAGGCGCUGUUUCUGUUCCAGGAACCCCGAGAUGUGAAGGCUGCAAAAAACAUUGCAACAGCAGCACCCCAGUCAACCGAAGGCACGGAGGAGAUUAUGCCUCAUUUGAUGACGUUUAUUCCAGCUCUCCACUACGGUCUAAUGAAGUCCCGCAACAACACUUCCACAGGCCCAAACAUUGCAGUGGAGCGCUGUGCGAGGGAUUACCUGAGGAAUCUGUCUGAAGGAGGGUGGAAACGGAUCAGAGAGUUUGUCUUGUACGAGUAUGACCAGAAACUGGACGAAAAAAGGGUUUUGUUUGCUGCACCAUACGUAAAGACAAAUAUUGAUAAGGCUCUACACUUCUACAUAUACGAGUCCAACACCUUUAAGCUGUCUGUAUCCCGAGCGAGGGAGAUGGUGGAAAGCUCUCUCAGGGUCCAAGAGUGCAGCCGGGAGGGCUCCGAGGGCAAGUGCGAAAGCAAGAGGUUUGGCCGGGAGAAUGGCUCGGAGCAUGCGCCGCUGUCGCAGAACACUGGUCACAAUGCGAUGGAUGACCCAGAGAAGCUCAAGGAGCUGAUCCACCUGAUUCAGAGCAGGAAGAAGCACAUGGGAGAAGGGGCAGAGAGCGAGGAGUUCAAGAGUGUCCGCAGUCUGAAGAGAAAGCUGGAGGGGGACGAUGUCGAAACUGCCUACAAGCACUUGAGGACAUGGGCCGGGGAGAAUGGAGAGGAUCUGAAAGCUGAUAUCGAGCAGUCUCCUGAUUCCUCCUCUCUCAUUACCUGUCUGGGUGGUCAAGACACUGACAUGAGGAAGCAAGACCCCUCCAGCACUGUGGCUGCCGACACCCAGAGCCUCAUCCAGCUGCUCCUGGACACCCUGACCAGCGCUGGGGGUGCCUCGGCUGCGGCCCUGUUGAACAAGCCACUGGACUCGGGAUGCGCUCAGGAGCCCCCCACGAUGCACAGCUAUGAGGAUUCAGAGAAGGAGGGGGCCCUGAUGGCUGUAGAUCCCUCCAGUACGUGCAAUGCAAGCGACCUCCGCCUUGCCUCUGGGGAUGAGAGGAGCGACGGAAAGGACAGCUCCGAGGAGCAGAUGGCUGGCAGUGUGAGCAGUCUGGAGGGCUUCAGCCCCUGCUCCAGCACGCAGCUCGAGCAGACACACCACAGUGAGCAGGGGGCCAGGCUGCCGGGGGACAGCGACAUGGCUUGGAAACUCAUCCCAAUAACAGGUAUGAAGUCACAGACGUACCGCCUAGCUCAGGAGGCUAUUAGUCCUCAUGACCCCCGUGUGCUGCACAGCCAGGACUCUUCUCCUGUGAAGUUCACCCAGGUCUCUCCCCCGAUGCCAGCAGAGAUGCAUGAAGAUGACAGGGACGCUGUCCAUCCAGGCUGGGCCAGCUUCACCGCGGAGUAUGCCUCUGCUGAACCCAGAGACGUGGAAAGUACGGUCUUCCAAGAGUUUGGGGGCUUUACCACUAAAGUCCAGGAGCUUCUGAGGCAGGAGAACGUCUUGUACAGCACAAAGUCGGUCGUUUCCAUCCCUGAGAAGCUGACAUCUGGGUUUUCCAAGUGCAUCAGAGUCCGGGAGCCGCACGUCCCUGUGCAGAACUAUGUCGACAAGCUGUGUGAGAAGAUGAGAAGUUUGGUGGACUCUGAAAAGCUCAGAGCUGCUGCCAGACAUUCUCAGUUAAGCAGUUCUCCAGAGCAGUCCCUGCAAACCAGGACCGUGAAGAACAUGGCGCAGGUCCAGAUGGAGCUGUCGAAGUCUCCCAAAAAAGAAUGUCUAAAACAAGAGGAACUAGAGCCUGAACAACAGAUCCUGAGUGUAAACCCUGCUGCGCUGAGCGUGCCUUCCCUGGACGCUGCGCUGGAGCCUGAGGCGGCGCCAGUGGCAGGUGACAGAGAUGGAAUGCUGCCGCUGGGGGAAGCUGGUGCUCACGGCCCUCAGAUUUCAUCGGCUGUUCAGGCUCCAGCUUCUUUCAGUAACCUCAUCAAUCAACUCAAGCCAGAAGUCUUCUCUAGUUUGGUCAAAAUCAUCAAGGAUGUGCAAAAGAACACUUUGAAGUUUUAUAUCCACGCAGAAGAAGAAAGCACUGUGUGCACUGAAAUAAAGGAAUACUUGAUGCGAUUAGGAAAUGCAGAGUGUAACCCACAGAAUUUUUUGGAAAAGAACAGCUCUUUAGACAAGCUGCUGAUCAUAAUUCAGAAUGAAGACAUUGCUGCUAACAUCCAUGAGAUUCCUGCCUUGGUGUCUUUAAAGAAGCUGCCGUCAGUCAGCUUUGCUGGUGUGGACAGCUUGGAUGAUGUUAAAAACCAUACAUACAAUGAGCUCUUUGUGUCUGGUGGCUUCAUUGUAUCAGAUGAGUCUGUUCUGAACCCUGACGUCAUCACUGUUGAAAAACUGCAGUGUUUCCUUAAUUUUUUGGAGGAACGGAACACUCAAAGUAACUGGCAGUGGAAAAUCCACUGCAAAACACAGAAGAAGCUGAAGGAAAUGGGAAGGAUGAACUCCAAAGUGCUGAGCCUCCUGACCCUGCUAAACUCCUACCAGAAGAAGCAUCUGGUAGAGUUCCUGUCCUAUCAUGAGUGCGACUCACAAAGCCGCCAGGCUCCGGAGCUGGACUGCCUCAUCAAGCUGCAGGCCCAGAACAUCCAGCGCAGACACGUGGUCUUCCUCACAGAGAAACGUUUUGAGAUGUUUCCCAAGCACUGUAACAAUGGGGUUGUAGUCGCCACUAUAGAGGAUUUCAUGCAGAAUUUUCAGAGCCUUAUUGGCUUCAACAGCUCCAGCACAGAAGACAAGUGUGUACCAGGGACAAGCACUCAAGAAGUGCAGCCAGCAGAUGCAGGGAUGUUAGCAGUGGGAGAGCUGAAGGAGGAGGAGGAUAUGUCGAUAGACUCUGAAGAAGAAACUUCAAAAAUCGAGCUCGGCGGUGGAACCAUUAAAGCAGAAAGCCUGGAUCCAGAAGUGUCUAUCUCAGCCAUGCCUGCUGAGAGCCAAGCUGCUCCCUUGCUGCACAGGGCUUCAGGACUGGACCUGGAGGCACUCCGAUCCGCCAUCUCCGUCUUUACAUCUUCCACUGCCAAGGACCCCAAGCCACUGUCGCCAGUCGCUUCUCCCACCACAAUGGCGUACAGCAUGUUCAAUGUGAACACUUACCAGAGUUUUCUCGGCACGGGAUCUGAGACCCUCCUCACUGCCUCCAACACUCCAGGUGACCAGCAGAGAGCUGAACCAGCCCUGGGCAGUACUGGUAGCCAAGCCAGCGCUGCCCCUGCACCCAGGAACCCCACCAGCCUGCCUACUCACUCUUCUAACCAAGCCAGCAGUAAACCUGCUUUCAGCACCCCUAACAUUCAGGUCACAUGUAAUCCUGCUCCUAAUAGAGGGGGUGGUAGUAGUCCAGCAUCUGUGACUAAUCAGGGCAGUGGUAGUCACAAAGCCCCUGACUGCCCCAGUAAUCUAGGCAGGAGCAGGAUUCCUGUUAACAGAGGUAGCUGCAGCAGUGCUACAUCAGGGAGUACUACUCAGGUUAGUGAGCGUUCAGCUGGCAGGGGGACUGGAACUGCAAGUCAGGGUAGUGGGAAUUCAUCUGGCAGGGGUGCCAGCACUCAGACAGCAACGACUCCCAGUCGCGGCAGAGGGACAGGCAGUGCUACAUCCAGGACUGGUACCAGCCGGGGGAGGGGUACCUCUUCUAACAGAGGCUCAGGGGCCUCUGCAGGCUCAGGGGCUCCUAACCAGGGCCACGGCCGGGGAAACUUUCACCACAGAGGAGGCGGAAACUCUGCCAGCCGCAGGCGAGGGAACCGCAGGGGGGGUGGAGGGCAUUCUUUAUACCGCGGACGGGGGCAUUAUGAUGGGUACCAAGGGAAUGGUGCCCCUCACAGGCACGGCGGAGGCUGUUACUGGGGGAACGAAAGGGAGAACUUCUACAGCGAUGAUUUCGGCACCAUGUUCAAACCUUACUGACCAUUAAAAUGUACCUAGUAAAUCUUCAAAGUCGUACAUGAAGCGCUUUAAAUAAACCAACAUUUCUUUAAACCUAUGUAUACUGUAUGUGUAUAUACAUAUAUGUAAAUUCUUGGCACUGGGUAGUUCGGUUUCUCUACACUGUGGGAACUAUGUUGGUUGCUAUGUAUAGAAACGCUAGACAGAAGCCACUAUAUUUGUAUUGGUCAAGAACUUUGUUACCCAAAUUCAUUUGUGAAUUUUUUUUUUUUUUUUUCCUGAUGUUGAAAAUGUAUAGGGAAGGGAAAUUUACUACAGCUGACAUAUAUAAUCCUCUUUCCAGGUGGCAUUGUUUGCUGCUGAUUUUUAAGUAAUAAAAAAUAAAUCUUUUUAUUAGGUCGUUGAAAAUGGCAGACUUUUCUGUGACAUCCAUUUGUAUCAAAAUGCAGGACAUUUUAUUUUACAAAAAUACAACACAAAUGCAGUGAGAUUUGUUUUUUAUUUUAAUGGUUCGAGUCCCUGUGCACGAUAAAAACUGUGAAUCCAUGUGACAA